UCCAAAAUCCCUUGAAGCGGAGCGGAGUUCGUUGAUCCCUGAAUACUACUGGCUCCAGAGACUAUGAUACAUCUUCCUUUGCUAACAUGGUCUCCUUGCGCUGGCUCUCCUCGCCCUCCAGCUCCGCCUCGGAGGCUUGGCUUCGUGGGCAGAGACUACUAGAGAGGGCGCCCGGGGCCUAGUCGCCACCAGGAGCCAUGCCUUUGCUGCUCAAUGGCGAGCGGGUGGACCUGGGGCAGCCCCCGGGGGAGCUGGCCUACUCCUGCCCGGCCCUAGAGGAGCAAGCCAAAAAGUUAAGAAGCCAGCCUGCUCGAAUGGUGGGUCCCAAAGGACUUCUCUAUGUUCAGCAAAGAGAGUUUGCAGCAACCACUCCUAAGGAUGGUUCUGUUUCUAUUCUUGGAUCAGAUGAUGCAACUACCUGUCACCUAGUAGUGAUCAGGCACACAGGUAGUGGGGCUACAUGUCUGACUCACUGUGAUGGUUCAGAUACAGAAAUGGAAGUAUUAUUAAUGAUGAAUGCAGUCAAAGUGCUUUCUCCUAAUAUAGAAUGUGGAAGGUUGGAAGUACACCUGGUUGGAGGUUUCAGUGAUGACAGGCAUUUAUCCCAGCAACUUACCAACCAGCUUCUUAGAGCAUUUGACUGCUUGCAGGAUAACAUCCAUUUAGUGACUUUCUGUGUGACAGAAUUAAAUGACAGGCAAGAAAAAGGCAAUCACUUUCCAUUUAUUUACGGAAUUGGUGUAAAUGUUAAAACAGGAGAAGUUUUCCAUGCAACAUUUCCAGACAGGGGACCUGCGGAGGAUUUGCGGUCUGCCAGUAUCUUAACAGGAGCCAAGAUGGUUAACAUUUAUGACUCGAGAAAGGAGCAGCUUUGUAUUGGUCCUUACUUCUGGAUGCCUUUCCCCCAUGUGGAUUUUUGGCUACAACAGGAUGAUCAAUACAUACUACAGAAUCUUUCCACUUCACCUCUGGCUGAACCACCUCAUUUCGUUUCCCACAUUAGAGCAACCCUGAUGUAUUUAAAAGAACAUCCCUUUCCAGAUAAGACCUUAUUCCCUAGCAGGAAACCAUGGAUCUACAGAAAAAACAGUGAUGGGCUGUGGGAGAGGGUCAUUGCUGAUCAGAUCUAACUUAAAGAGUAGAAGCUGAGAGAACUCUGGAAGUGCGGUUGUGCCAAAGAAUGAGUGGUUGCGGUUUGUGACAGAGGGCUGGGUUUCACUUUAGGAACAGUUCUGUCAAACUUCCAUGGCAUCAUAGCGUAAGUAUAUUCAAAAACUGAGUUCCAAGAUAUCUAAAUGACUAUAUACAAAAUAGGUACUGCCUGUGUAUUUUUUGCUGAAUGAAGAUUGAGUGGUGAAGAUCAGGGGUUGACAACUUGAGAUGGCCUCCAGAUAUUCCUGGAUUGCAGUUUCUACCAGACUGGAGCCUAUAAAUAUUUUUGGGGUUUUUUGACUUUCAGAAUGUCUUAGCUAUCAUGGUCAGUUGCCAUGUUUGUUGCGUAAUUCUUUUGGAACUAUGUUCCUGUAAUAUAUUUAUGAGGCUGAAAAGAGAUGCGGAUGGAAGAGACGUAAGGAUCUGUGAAAUGGAGGGAGGUGUAGACAGAUCCUCAGUCCGUCUCCAGUCUCAUUAUAUACUGAUAUUCCAAAAUCCCCCAAAAUCUGAGUCAGAAUAUUUUGGUCCCAAACUUUAUGGAUUCUUAACUUGUGUGCACAGAUUCCCUCUUACUUUGCAGUGUCCAAAACAUUUUUUUCAGAAGCAGAUAUCCCCAAUAAGGGCCCUUUUUGUUGACUUGUGUCUUCCAACAGCAAUAAAAACCUUGCAGGAGGAUGCCCUGUGGGACCCAUGCUAUAUGUCUUGUCCACUGUGCCACUUAUGGUGACAUUGCUCCCUCCCAAAUUUCACCUGAGUUUGGGGUUCAGAGGUUAGCACAUCUUGUAAUCAAGAACAGUCUAUACCAUCAUCUUUUCAAAUUGUUCUUAUUUUAUAAUUGUAAUUUGAAUGUUGAGCGGUUCUGUAUGUAACUAUUCUUGCCCUCAGUGGUAUGUCUGUGCAGAUACAUACAUUUAGGAUUCUUGCUUCCAUGCUGUUGACUAUGAAGGAUUCUGUGUCUUUACCUAUUUUUGUAUUUCCUCUCUGUACCCAAUCAUGAUAUAAAGUUUUGAACUAAUUUAUGUA
Sceloporus undulatus (fence lizard) is the source of this 2175-nucleotide messenger RNA. RefSeq names its product N-terminal asparagine amidase (gene NTAN1). The transcript has 10 exons. The record is from RefSeq and is a predicted model, not a curated record. Gene Ontology annotation, molecular function: protein-N-terminal asparagine amidohydrolase activity. Bases 198 to 1130 code for a protein of 310 amino acids. Gene Ontology annotation, cellular component: nucleus. Gene Ontology annotation, biological process: ubiquitin-dependent protein catabolic process. NCBI's taxonomy places the organism in Eukaryota, Metazoa, Chordata, Lepidosauria, Squamata, Phrynosomatidae.